Molecule: messenger RNA, 2544 nt
Organism: Exophiala aquamarina CBS 119918
Lineage: Eukaryota; Fungi; Ascomycota; Eurotiomycetes; Chaetothyriales; Herpotrichiellaceae
Exons: 3
Coding region: 1-2544 (847 amino acids)
Cellular component (GO): mitochondrial inner membrane
Molecular function (GO): RNA binding
Source: RefSeq, a predicted model, not a curated record
AUGAUUGGCUCUAGGAUCUUUCGGUCCGCCUGGGAGCGACCUCCCCUGGCUCGAGACGUUCAUUUGAGAAAGCAAUAUUUCUACACUGCAAACGGUUUCCGUCCUCGGCCUAUCACGCCCGCGCUACCAAUCUGCAGGAGGAGUGCCACGAACGAAGCUGGCGAGGACAACACCGGUCACAUUCAGACCAAGCAAAAUCAGGGUAUCUUCUUCUUUGACAAUGUCUUCCCUCUCAAGCUGCAAUGGCUGAACCGAAUUCCAUAUUUGAACCCCGACAAGUUCCUUGCAGAGUCCCUCCAGAAAGUCAAUCACCCAGGUCUGGCUCUCGCAGACCCCUCUAGUAUCAUCAAGCGUGCCCUUCCAGAUCAGAUGCCCCUUCAGGUCCUCGAGGUCCUCCCGAGAUUACGUGAGGGCGGCGCAUUUGUCAAGUUCUCCCACGACAGCGCAAUCACACCUGCAGAACUGGAAAACACACUGAAGGAAUACCUCAGGGAGAAACCUAUUACACCCUGGUUCAAUCCCCUUCGCUCUGUCCGCGUAUUCUUGGUUCGAGGCAAACCCUGGAUUGAAGAUCUAUAUCGCGUACCAUGUUCCAGAAUCAAGGUCGAAUUCAUGCCCACAACUCCCGAGGCUUCUGCUGCCGAAUUGACUCAAGAAACCCUCUAUUCCUUGUUCCGCAGGUACGGGAAGAUCGCCGAGAUCAUUCCUCAGCCUUCCGAUUCGAAGGUAGUCCCCAAAUUCGCCUAUAUAGAUUAUACGAGGAUUCGAUUUGCCACUAUGUCCAAGAAUUGCAUGCAUGGCUAUGUCGUCACUGCCGAGGAUGGAGGUGGUAAAGCCGGCACUCUCCUGAAGCUCAGUUACGAGUCGAAGAGGAAGAAGAAUUGGUUCUGGGAUUGGAUCAGUAGCCAUCCCAGAAUUGUUCUUCCUAUUCUCGUGGCACUCCUCACUGCCACUUCUGUCGCUGUCUUUGACCCUAUCCGAACCUUUUUCAUUCGCAUGCACAUCACUCAUGGCUUGCAUUUAGACGACCAGCCUCUCUACAGAUGGAUCAAAAGUCAGCUCUCUCGAGGAUACGAUAUCAUUCGCUUCCGAAAGCAGAGAGGCAACGAGGAUAAUCUGAGGAUAAUCUGGGAAGACCGUCACGGAGCCAUACAACAACUACAAACUUGGAUGAUUGAGACUGCCGAUACCUUCAUUGUCGUGCAAGGUCCUCGUGGUGCGGGGAAGAAAGAAUUGGUGAUGGACCAGGCAUUGAAGGACCGUCCCAAUAAGCUUGUCAUUGACUGUAAAAAAAUACAGGAAGCCCGUGGAGACAGCAGCACCAUUGCAGCAGCAGCAGAUCAAGUAGGCUACAAGCCUGUCUUUUCGUGGAUGAACAGUAUUAGCAGUAUGCUGGAUUUGGCAGCUAUAGGCACCAUAGGCACCAAGACUGGCUUUUCGGAAACCCUCGAGACACAAUUGGCCAAGAUCUGGAGCAACACCACUGCCGCUCUCAAGAAGAUUGCCUUGGCUCCACGAAAGAAGGACGAAAAAGACACCAACAUGUCUGAUGAUGAAUGGCUCGAAGCACAUCCAGAAGCUCGACCCGUGGUGGUAAUAGACAACUUCUUGCACAAGAGCAAUGAAGGCUCCGCCAACAUGGUCUACGAUAAAUUGGGAGAAUGGGCGGCUACCUUGACCACUCAAAAUAUUGCGCAUGUCAUAUUCUUGACUACAGAUGUUUCUUUCUCGAAAUCACUCAGCAAAGCACUGCCCGACAGAGUCUUCCGCCAGAUCACCUUGAGCGACUGUACGCCUGAAGUGGCCAAGAAGAUGGUGAUACAUCAAAUCGACCGAGAUUCCGAAGAGCGAGAGCAAGGAGAUGAGGUCAAGCAGACACCAUCGCAGUUGAGGAGUGAUCUGGACGAGCUUGAUGGAGUCAUCCAAGUCUUGGGCGGUCGACUCACAGAUUUAGAGUUUCUUGCUCGGAGGAUUAAGGCGGGCGAGUCUCCAGGAAAAGCUGUCCGCCAGAUCAUUGAGCAAUCAGCAUCAGAAAUUCUCAAGAUGUACCUCCUCGAUGUUGAUGUGGCUAGUCGCAAAUGGUCCCCCCAACAAGCCUGGUACCUUGUCAAGGAGUUGGCUGCUAAUGAGACUCUCCGCUACAACGAGCUGCUCCUCCAUGACCUUUUCAAAGAUGGAGAGAUAGUCCUGCAAACCCUGGAGCAGGCCGAAUUGGUCACCAUCACCUCUCAAAAUGGCCGUCCGUAUGGUGUGAAGCCUGGCAAACCAGUCUACCAAGCGGCUUUCGAACAUUUAAUUGAAGACCAGGUACUCAAAGCACGGCUUGAUUUGGCGAUACUGACUCAAUUGAUUGGUAUCGAGAAUAAGAAUGUGGAUAAGUAUGAGACAGAGCUCAGGAUAUUGGCCGAAAUGCCCGGGACGCCUAGUGAGCUGAAACCCCGAGUCAAGUGGUGUUUGGAAAAAGCUAUGGCUAGUCAUGCAAAGGUUGAAAAAUACGAAGCACAAGCAGGUCUGCUAAAGAAAGUGUUGACCGACAAGUUUUAA